AUGCAAUGUCCGGUAGCAGUCGAACAGUAUGGGUAUACUUGGUACCAUAGUCACUUCGCUACGCAGGCCUGGAAUGGCGUAUUUGGUGGAAUUUUGAUCAACGGACCAUGCUCAGCGCUAUAUGAUGAAGAUAAAGGUGUUCUGUUUCUCAACGAUUGGUUCCAUAACACAACUGGCGCCUUACGGGGUACUGCCUCAGCCGGCUCACCGCCAGUAGCACAAAAUAGUCUCAUAAACAGGACUAACGUCCACAGUGACAGCGGUCAACGAUUCGAAACUACAUUCGUCGCUGGUAAACGUCACCAAAUUAGACUUAUCAAUGGUGCCAUCGACACUCAUUACAAAUUCAUGAUUGAAAAUAAUAGGAUGAAAGUUAUUGCAGUAGAUUUAGUCCCAAUCAAGCCUUAUACGACUGAUCUCCUAAGUGUUGGUAUUGGGUAA
This is a messenger RNA of Daldinia loculata, 441 nucleotides long. Its product is annotated as Cupredoxin. The record is from RefSeq and is a predicted model, not a curated record. The coding region runs from base 1 to 441 and encodes 146 amino acids. NCBI's taxonomy places the organism in Eukaryota, Fungi, Ascomycota, Sordariomycetes, Xylariales, Hypoxylaceae. Gene Ontology annotation, molecular function: oxidoreductase activity; copper ion binding. The transcript has a single exon.